Prorocentrum cordatum is the source of this 1370-nucleotide messenger RNA. NCBI's taxonomy places the organism in Eukaryota, Dinophyceae, Prorocentrales, Prorocentraceae. The record is from the annotation of a GenBank genome assembly.
UGUGUUCCCUAUGUCCUGGGAUAUUUGGCGGACCUGGGGCAGGGUCGAGAUGCCGCGGAGAGCACCGCCCAUGUCCGUCGCCAUGCUGUGCGGCAUCGUCCACGUGCUGUGGCGGCUCGGGCGGCAAGAUGCAGCGGUGCUCAUCCUGGUCGCCUUCCAUUGCUUGCUGCGGACGGGCGAGCUCAUGUCCAUCCGCGCCGAGCACGUGCUGAUCAAUGCGAGCCGCGCAGGCCUCGCCGCCCUGCCGUGGACCGAGAGCGGGGCCAGGAGAGGCGCGCAGGAGCUGGUCACCGUCGACGACCCAGUCGUGGGCCGCGCGCUGGCAUGGCUCCGCCAGCGGCAAGGCGCGGGGCCACUGCGGUUGGGCACAGGCGCGCAGUUCCGCCUGCUGUUCGAGCGGGCGUGCGUCCAGGCUGGGGUCGAGGAGGUUGGCCUCAAGCCCUACAGCCUGCGCCGUGGCGGUGCGACGCGCGACAUGUGCACCCGCGGUGACCUCGGGCGCGCCGUGCACCGCGGCCGCUGGUCCGACCUGCGCACGGCGCAGAUCUACAUCAACGACGGGCUGGCGGCGCUGGCGCAACGGCGAGUGCCAGGCACCACCACCACCGCGCUCCGCCAGGCCGUGCGGCUGCUCGGCGUGGGCGCGCGCCACGCGGCGGGCAGGCCCGCGCUGCCGCUGCUCGGGGACGAGGAGGGCGGCGGCGGCUCGUGGGUCCCAGCGGACGAUCAGGACGUCGUCCACGACGCCUGGGCGGACCUGCAGCAGCUGGCGCCCUGCGGCGGGCCAGCCGUGGACGAGUACCUCGAGGGCCUGCCCGCCCCGCGCGCCCUCGAGAUGGAGGGCGGCGCCAACGCCGUGCGCCUGCUCCGGCGGUCCUCCUUCGGCGGGAACCUCGGGCUCCUGUGCCGGGCGGCCGUCAACUCGAUGACGCUGGCGCCGGAGGGCCCCGUGCGGCGCGCCAUGAGCGCCCGGAGGGCGGGCAGCUGGCCGGACGUCGGCGUGGGCCUGUACCCCUCGGGCGCCAUGCUGAACCACUCCUGCGAGCCCUCGUGCCUGUGGUUCGUGCGCGGGGGCAUCCUGGUGGUCGAGGCGCUGCGGGGCGUGAGGCGGGGCGAGGAGCUGACCAUCCAGUACCUGCCCGUGAAUGGGCCCUUCCAGGCGCGGCGGCGCCGCCUGCAGGAGGCCUUCGGCUUCCGCUGCCUCUGCCGCCGCUGCGGGCGCGACGAGGCGCGCCACCGGGCCCGGCUCGCGGCGCAGCGGCGCCGCGCGGGAGGACCCCGCCGCACCAACCCGGGGCAGCGCAGCUCGCCCGCGCGGCCGGCGGCGAGGAAGAGGCCCGCGGGCGCGGCCGGCGGCGGCAGGGCGCCAG